ACUACACCACUAAUACGUACAGUUCUGGUGCAGUGAGUGGCUGCCAGUAUUCCGAAUAAUUUAAGGUAACUUCAGUUGUUGGAGUCUUUUUUGCCCUGACGCCGGCUGCCACCAUGAAGAGGCUACUAUUUUUUCUUUUGGUCGCCCUUUUUAAUACCGUCUUUACUCUGGCCAUUGAUCAAUACAGCAGCUUUACUCAUUGUCGGACAUUUAAAAACCUCACUGCGCUGGAGGUCCUACCGGGUGGCGGCUGGGACAACCUGAGGAACAUAGACAUGGGUCGAGUGAUGAACUUCAACUACUCCCAGUGUCAGACCACAGAGGACGGGGACUACCUCAUCCCUGACGAGGUGUUUGUGAUCCCCCAAAAGGAGACGGAUGUAAAGACCAGCUCAGAGAUCAUCAGCUCAUGGACAGACCAGAAGAGUGUCACCUGUAAAUCCAUAAAUGCAGAACCAUCCUUUCUUAUGGUCUUGAAUGGCAAAUUUUCAAUAGAAAACCAGAGGAUGAAAACGGCACAGAUCAAAAAUUCAUCUCAAACAGCAAGAGUACAGGUGCGUGACUUCAUCUACACAGUGAAGGCAAACCCAGACUUCACACUGGACUCACGUUUUCUUCAGCAAGUCAAAGACAUAGCAGAUGCCAUUGAAAACAACCAGACAAAGAAUGCCGCGUAUCUGUCUGAGAAGUUGGUGGUGGACUAUGGAACCCACGUGAUCACCAGUGUUGAUGCCGGAGCCUCUUUAGUGGAAGAGGACUACCUCAACUCAAAGUAUGUCUCAGAUAAUGCACAGCAGCUCUCCAAUAUAGAAGCAGAGGCAGGUUUUCACUUUUUUAAUUUACUCAAAUUUAAGUUUGACGUUGGUGUGAAGAAUCUUGAUGGAAGUUCAUCCCAUGAGACUUACGAGUCAAACAUAAAACACUCUAAUAUUGAGAGUCACGGAGGUGUGCCUUUCUAUUUUGGACUCACUCUGCAACAGUGGCAAGAAAGUACAAAGAACAAUUUGGUGGCUAUUGAUCGCUCAGGAGUCCCCCUACACUAUAUUAUCAAUCACAACACAGUCCCUGAUAUACCAGAACCCACUGUAGAAAUGGUGUCUGAUUCUAUUAAAAAUGCCAUAGAUCGAUAUUAUGCAGUCAACACUCGUCCAGGCUGUGUAGAUGUCAACUCCAGGAACUUCAACUUUCAGGCAAAUGUUGAUGAUGGAUCAUGUGAGGGCCCAGGCACUAACCUCAGCUUUGGGGGUGUCUAUCAACAGUGUAAUCAGACGGACGAAGAUGCAGGACCACUUUGUGAGAAACUGGCCCAAAAAAACCCAGACACAGGUGACUUCUCCUGUCGUUCUCCUUACACACCCACUUUACUGAGAUCUGAAGUGAGACAGGAAGAAUAUACUCAGAAGGAAUGCCAUGAUGAAACAUACAGAUGUGGAUUUUUAUACUUAACACAUUGCACCAAAAAGAUUUGUCAGGAUAAAUCCCUUGUCCGCUCCGCCCUUAUUGACACAUACUGGUGCUCAAAUAAUGAAAUGGCCUUGGUCAACUCUGGGUAUCUCUUCGGAGGGCUCUAUAGCAAAGAGGUUCCUAAUCCGAUCACCAACUCCAAAGACUGUCCCCCAAACUUUAUUGCAGUAAAAUUUCUCUCAGAAGAAAUAAUGCUGUGUCUGAGCCAUGACUACGAAACAGGCUCAAGAUAUGCAGUGCCCUUUGGAGGCUUCCUCAGCUGUGAGUCAAACAACCCUCUAGCAAACAAUCAACACCACUGCCCUCUUAAAUUCAGCCAACACCUUGUUACAUCGAGCAAUGACUGUGAGAUCCACUACUGUGUCCAGUCAAUGUCUUUUACUGGAGGAGAGCUGCAAACUGUCCAGCUGCCUCCCUUCGCCAAACUUCCACAAAUCAAAAUGGAAGCGAAUGGUAAUGUGAUGAUCAUGACCGAGGGAGAGAAGAACUGGGUCAGAGUGGGUAAAGACAAGCAAUGGAAGCUGGCCAAACCUGAAGAGAUCCAGGAAAUGGUGAAGAAGAUGGACCUUGAAUCCAACAAGCUGUCUAGUAGGGAAACAAUUUUGAUAGUUCUUGUGAUAGUUCUGGCUUUAGUUGCUGUGGUGGUUAUAGUGGCAGGGGUGGUGAUAAUCGUGAGAAAACCGAAGGGGCAAAGUAGUUAUGUGACAUUUGAGAACGAGAACGAGAAGGCAGUUUUGCAUGGUUCUUUAACAUAAACGAUUUGAAUCAGAUCUCAUUUUUGAAGAUGAACCCUCAAUAUAAGCAGAUCUCCAGGUGUGCAAACACUGGAGUAGACCUUGUGAUACUGGGUCAGAGAGAAAUGGUGGAAAUAGUGGAGAAAAAGUAGUUUCUAAUGGAAAAUUUUUGCUCUGUGAAAUUUUGUAUGUAAUUGUGCAUGUAUAUUCUUCUGGGCAUCUGGUCCUGUUUGUAAAUAAUUACUUGUGAAUACACAUCUUAUCUGGAAAAAAAAAAAUAUAAUAACACUAAUAACCUAAAUAAAAACAUUAUAACUUAUGACAAAUCUUCUACAACUGGGGACACUGGGUAAUAUAGCACUGUCUCAUUGUCUUAUAACAGUGUUUUUUCUUCUUUUCUUAUUCAAAUUACAUGUUUUAUGCUUUGAACAUUACAGGGAAAUGUUAAUGAUUAAAACAAUUGCACAUUUUGUUUUGUUUUCAUUAUGUAGAAUUUAAUGGCAGAGGUUCAUAUUUUGCACAGUCAGUUUGCUGUAAAGGGUUUUGAUGUUAUUGAUCAAUAAAACACAAUGGUAUAAACAG
This is a messenger RNA of Boleophthalmus pectinirostris (great blue-spotted mudskipper), 2780 nucleotides long. Its product is annotated as macrophage-expressed gene 1 protein-like. NCBI's taxonomy places the organism in Eukaryota, Metazoa, Chordata, Actinopteri, Gobiiformes, Gobiidae. Gene Ontology annotation, biological process: defense response to bacterium. The transcript has 2 exons. Bases 114 to 2219 code for a protein of 701 amino acids. The record is from RefSeq and is a predicted model, not a curated record.